AUGGCGACGACGCCUUUACGAGACCUGUUGGAAUCCGGAGAGGGCCUGCCCAUCGUAGAAGAGAAGACCACUGAACUGGUCAUUGAAUACUCUCAGGGUACCAAUGACAUGAAUUAUACAUUCUCAUCUGGAGCAUUCGAACCUAAAAAGCAUAAAGAUAUGCUUGAAGCCGCGAAGCAUGAACUAUCAGAGGAAGCUGGUCUCGCUGGUGGUGAAUGGAUACAACUGAGUGAUAAUGUGAAUGGUAUUGCUGAGUUGAAAUGGGGCAGAAAUAGAUUCGUACCGUUUCUGGUUAUAGAUCCUGUCGCAGAUGAGACUCCAAGAGCAAAAGACGCUGAAGAACUGAUUGAAAUGAGAAACAAUGUAUCUCCAGCCGAUCUGAAAAAGGCUAUAUUGAAGGGCCAGCUACGGCUUCCAUCAGUUCAAACAUGGAUUAUGGCUGAAGAUGUGUUGAGACAGCGUGGACUGUUGUGA
Molecule: messenger RNA, 474 nt
Organism: Synchytrium microbalum
Lineage: Eukaryota; Fungi; Chytridiomycota; Chytridiomycetes; Synchytriales; Synchytriaceae
Exons: 6
Coding region: 1-474 (157 amino acids)
Source: RefSeq, a predicted model, not a curated record